Messenger RNA from Drosophila serrata, 2359 nucleotides. It is a transcript of the gene Gprk1, whose product is annotated as G protein-coupled receptor kinase 1. Gene Ontology annotation, biological process: regulation of signal transduction; protein phosphorylation; G protein-coupled receptor signaling pathway. Gene Ontology annotation, molecular function: ATP binding; G protein-coupled receptor kinase activity; G protein-coupled receptor binding. The record is from RefSeq and is a predicted model, not a curated record. NCBI's taxonomy places the organism in Eukaryota, Metazoa, Arthropoda, Insecta, Diptera, Drosophilidae.
AAAGAAAUAUACAUACGAUUUAUUUAUGUUGACCAAAAUAACACUCACAUAAAUUUUUAAAAUUUAUUUUCUCUUAAACUCGUGGAUAAAAAACUAUAUAAAGUUUAACAUUUCUAAAUGUAAUAUCUAUGAAAUAAAGCCAAAUAUUCAACCAUAUUUUAAGGGUUAUGGCGGAUUUAGAAGCUGUUUUAGCUGAUGUCAGCUAUCUGAUGGCAAUGGAAAAGUCGAAAUGCACUCCUGCAGCAAGAGCCAGCAAGAAACUAACUUUACCAGAUCCCAGUGUCAGAAGUGUGAUGUAUAAAUACCUGGAAAAGGAAAACGAAUUAAACUUUCACAAAAUUUUUAAUGAAGUUUUGGGUUACUUACUUUUUAAAGAUUUUUGUGAGAACGAUUCUGAUGAACCUAUUCAGCAAUUAAAAUUUUAUGAACAGAUAAAAACAUUUGAAAAAACAGAAUGCUAUGACGAGCGUAAAAAGUUAGCAAGGGAAAUUUAUGAUAAUUUUAUAAUGGAAGAAAUGUUAUCACACACAUAUGAAUACUCAAAAGAUGCUGUUGCCAGUGUUCAAAAAUAUUUGCUAAAAAAUGAAGUUCCGGUUGACUUAUUUGAACCAUACAUGGAGGAAAUAUUUACACAGCUUAAAGGCAAACCAUUUAAAAAGUUCUUAGAUAGCGAUAAAUUUACUAGAUUUUGUCAGUGGAAAAAUUUGGAACUAAACAUACAACUUACAAUGAACGAUUUCAGCGUACAUAGGAUAAUUGGCCGCGGGGGUUUUGGAGAAGUCUACGGAUGCCGAAAAGCAGACACCGGAAAAAUGUAUGCUAUGAAAUGUUUAGACAAGAAGAGGAUUAAGAUGAAGCAAGGUGAAAUGCUGGCAUUAAAUGAAAGAAAUAUGCUGCAAGCAGUCAGUACUGGAAUCGAUUGUCCCUUCAUAGUUUGUAUGACAUAUGCAUUUCAUACGCCGGAUAAACUUUGUUUUAUAUUAGACUUAAUGAACGGUGGCGACUUGCACUAUCAUUUAUCUCAACAUGGUAUUUUUAGUGAGGACGAAAUGAAAUUUUAUGCGGCAGAGGUCAUUUUGGGUUUGGAACAUAUGCAUAAACGUUGCAUUGUAUACCGUGACUUAAAACCGGCCAACAUAUUGCUCGAUGAAAACGGACACAUACGAAUUUCUGAUUUGGGAUUGGCUUGCGACUAUUCAAAAAAAAAACCGCAUGCUUCAGUGGGAACUCAUGGAUACAUGGCACCAGAAGUGCUCUCAAAAGGAACAUCAUAUGAUUCUUGCGCUGAUUGGUUCAGCUUCGGCUGCAUGUUAUAUAAAUUGCUUAAAGGUCAUUCUCCAUUUCGACAACAUAAAACAAAGGAUAAACAUGAAAUUGACAAAAUGACAUUAACUAUGAAUGUUGAACUCCCAGAAUCGUUUUCCCUGGAAUUAAGAAAUUUGUUGGAAUUGUUGCUUCAAAGAGACGUACCUAAACGUCUUGGCUGUAUGGGAAACGGAGCGGAUGAAGUAAAGAUGCAUAAUUUUUUUUGUGGAAUCGACUGGCAUCAAGUUUAUAUUCAAAAAUAUACUCCACCCUUAGUACCUCCAAGAGGAGAAGUAAAUGCCGCUGAUGCCUUUGAUAUCGGAUCGUUUGAUGAAGAAGACACAAAAGGCAUUAAACUAAACGAAUCCGAUCAAGAUCUCUACAAAAUGUUUUCGCUGACCAUAUCGGAAAGGUGGCAACAGGAAGUUUCUGAAACAGUAUUUGAAACAGUCAAUGUCGAGACUGAUAGAAUUGAACAAAAACGAAAAUCAAAGCAGAAGCAUCAAUUUGAUACAGACGAAAAGGAAUCUGACUGUAUUCUACAUGGGUACAUAAAAAAACUGGGAGGAUCCUUUGCUUCUUUAUGGCAAACAAAAUAUGCGAAGCUCUAUCCGAAUAGAUUAGAGCUUCACUCUGAAAGUGGAAAUAAUAAACCAGAAUUAAUAUUUAUGGACCAAGUGGAAGAUAUUUCAACCGAUUUCAUUCAACACAAAAACGAGAAUUGUAUCCAAAUUCGAAUUAUCGAUGGUACUCGAGAUGGUAGAAUCAUGUUAACUAAUUCUGACGAAAUAGGUUUAAAGGAAUGGGCUUCAUCUCUAAGAUCAGCACACAAAUUGUCUCAAGACCUACUGGGAUCGAUGGCAAAAAAGGCUGGAAAAAUUUAUGGUAGUGAACGAGAUGCCAAUAAAUCCAUGUAUAUUCUUGGGGGAAACUGUUCAACGAAAAGUUCUAAUGGCUCUAAUUGAAUAUAUAUUCAUUCAAAAUUGUAUUAACCGAAACAUUUCUGCUAUGUAAUAUGUAGAUCGUAAUAAUAAUAAAUGUGGAGAAAAAAGAA